AUGGUGUGUUUUAAAUGCAAGAAUGUGGGGCAUCGAAUUAUUGAGUGCCCUUUGUGGAAAGAAUCAGGAAGGUUAGGAGGAAAUAAUGAACCAGGGAAUAUGUGGAUGCUGACAGCUGGAGAAGGAAGCUCAAGUCAAGGUAGGGCCAGAAAAGGGAUUCAACAUGGCAAUCAAGGGAAAGCACCAGGAAAGUUAUUUGCUGUUAAGAGGGAAGCAAAGGAGAUUCUGGAGCUGCAGGAGUUGCCAGGUAAUGUAAUUUCAGGGAGGUUUCUCGUAUGUAACUCGAUGGCCAAGGUGUUAUUUGAUUCUGGAGCUUCACAUUCAUUUAUUUCGAAUAUGUUUGUUGGCAACCUGCCAUAUAAACCCUGUGUUCACCCCUUAAAUAUGAAUAUUUGGAUUCCUAAUGGGGAGUCAAUAUGUUGUAAAUGGAUAUUUAGAAAUUGUGAAAUUAGGAUAGUAGGGUCAGAAUUGCGGGUAGAUCUAAUACCCUUUAAUUUGGAGUAUUAUGAUGUGAUUUUAGGGAUGAAGUGGUUGAGUAAAAACAGGGCGGUGAUAAACUGUUACGCUGGUGCCGUUAGAUUGAGGUCUCCAUGCGGAGAUAACAUUGUGUAUAAAGAAGAAAUAGUGAGAUCGACAGAAAAAGGUGAGGUAAUAAUUGAGAAUGAUACAGAGAUAAUACCUGAGGGUAUUGGUUAUGUGAAUCAAAUAGAAGGAGGUAAAAAGGAAGAAAGAAAAAUUGAAGAAAUUCCGGUGGUAAGAGAAUUCCAGGAUGCAUUUCCAAGAGAUUUACCGGGACUGCCACCACAUCGGAUGGUUGAUUUUCAUAUUGAUCUGGUGCCGGGGGCAACACCGAUAUCUAGAGCUCCUUAUAGGAUGGCUCCUGCAGAAAUGGUUGAAUUAAAGAAGCAAUUAGAAGAAUUGUUGCAGAAAGGUUAUAUCCGACCUAGUGUGUCUCCAUGGGGCGCACCAGUGUUAUUUGUGAAGAAAAAGGAUGGUACGAUGAGAUUGUGUAUAGAUUAUCGAGAAAUUAAUAAUAUCACAAUCCGGAAUAGAUAUCCAUUACCCCGAAUUGAUGAUCUGUUCGAUCAGUUGAAGGGGGCAGGAAUAUUCUCAAAAAUAGAUUUAAGGUCGGGGUAUCAUCAAAUGCGCAUAGUGGAGGAAGAUAUACUGAAAACAGCAUUCAGAACUAGAUAUGGGCAUUAUGAGUUCGUGGUGAUGCCGUUUGGACUCACUAAUGCACUAGCAGCUUUUAUGGAUUUAAUGAAGAGGUACUUUAAUCCUUUGCUCGAUCGGUUUGUGGUAAUUUUUAUUGAUGAUAUAUUGGUGUACUCUAAAGAUCGCAAAGAGCAUGAAGAACAUUUGAGAGAGGUGUUAGAAAUAUUGUGAAGAGAGAAACUCUAUGCAAA
Molecule: messenger RNA, 1406 nt
Organism: Beta vulgaris subsp. vulgaris (sugar beet)
Lineage: Eukaryota; Viridiplantae; Streptophyta; Magnoliopsida; Caryophyllales; Amaranthaceae
Exons: 1
Coding region: 1-1386 (461 amino acids)
Source: RefSeq, a predicted model, not a curated record